UACCGAUAUACUUAAUCUAUGUUAGUAAGGUGGUUGAGACGAUUUAAGCACAUCUUGGCAUUGCAGAGACUAAUUUCUAUACUAAUGUUUAGUGACAUGACAACAUUCUCUCUCCUUAGUCCUUAAGCAUAUAACCACCUUGCAUUAUACUGUUUUUUUUUUUGGUCUCAAUGUCUCUUUCUUUCUGCUGGUUGGGAUGCAUUGGUAGUUUCAAUCUAAAGAAAAGCAGUAUCGUUUUGGGCUGUCCAUCUACAACUGCAAAAUGGGCAACCUAUGUUGGCCCACUCACAAGCCCAACCAAGACGCCAGGCCGCUCCAGAAAACGGGCCUGCAACUCUGCCAAGCCACCCAAAAUCCCGCAAAAAAUCCGCAAUCUUCUCCGUCUCCGCGCGGCGCUGCCCAUUCAGUCCCGCCUCGCCGCUGCUUUCCACUUUUCCAACCUUCCAGCUGCCGUCCGAGCUCCGACGUCCGACCCAACCCAACCCAACCCAACCGAAAUAUCUCCCUCUCCCGCGCCGCCUCACGGCGACGCCCCUCCUCGCCUUCCGCCGCCUCCGCCUCCGCGUUCGCCCCCGCGCCGCCCCCAUCCCCAUGUCCGCCACUGCCUCCCCGCACACCUCCCUCCUCCACCUCCCCCACCGCCCGUUCGGGCCCAGGCGACCGAGGCUGACCCGCCUAAGGUGCCUCGCGUCGCUCGCGCCGGCGUCGUCGGGCGCUUCGCCGGAGAACGAGGACCACCUCAUACAAACGCUCUGCGCCCACGGGCGCCUCGCCCGGGCCGCGGCGCUCUUGCAGGGGCUUCCCGCGCCAACGCAGCGCACCUACGAGUCGCUCCUGCUCGCGGCCGCGCGGGCGGGGGACACCGCGCUCGCCGCGGCCGUGCACCGCAGGCUCGAGGCGGACCCGGUGUUCCGCUCGGACCCCUUCCUGUCGACCCGCCUCAUCGACGCCUAUGCUGCGCUCAGAGCGCUCCCGGCCGCGCGCCAGGUGUUCGACGAGGCGCCUGUGAAGAACAUCUUCGUGUGGAACGCGAUGCUCAAGGCGCUCGCGCUCGCCGACCAUGGAGAGGAGGCUCUCGCGUGCCUUUCUGACAUGGGCCGGGUCGGUGUCCCCGUCGACAGCUACAGCUACGCGCAUGGUCUUAAGGCCUGCAUUGCAGCGUCAGCAUCGCACGUGCCGGCCUCUGCCCGGGUACGGGAGAUGCACGCUCAUGCCAUCCGUCGCGGCUAUGGAUCACACACGCAUGUUGCCACCACUCUUAUUGAUUGCUACGCGAAGCUUGGGAUGGUCAGCUAUGCUGAGCGUGUGUUCGCUUCAAUGCCUGAUAGGAAUCUUGUGUCAUGGAGUGCCAUGAUUGGGUGCUAUGCCAAGAAUGAGCGUCCUGGUGAUGCGAUUCAGAUCUUUCAGGAGAUGAUGGCUUCUGAUGCAGACCUGGUACCAAACUCGAUCACAAUUGUUAGCGUCUUGCAUGCCUGUGCUGGGGUAAAUGCACUCGGUCAGGGCAAAGUACUUCAUGCAUAUAUCCUUCGGAGGGGUUUUGACUCACUUGUCUCAGUGCUGAAUGCACUGAUGGCAAUGUACAUGAAAUGUGGGUGCCUUGAGAUUGGGCGCUACAUCUUCAAUUGGAUAGGACGCAGAAGGAAUGUUGUGUCAUGGAAUUCACUUAUAUCUGGAUAUGGAAUGCAUGGCUUUGGUUCCGAGUCAAUCCAGGUGUUUGAAGAGAUGAUUCAGGAAGGCAUUUCGCCAAGUAUCAUCACAUUUAUCAGCGUACUUGGGGCUUGUAGCCAUGCUGGACUUGUGGAGCAGGGAAAGAAGCUAUUUGAAUCAAUGGUGGAGUACAAUGUCACACCUCGUGCUGAGCACUAUGCUUGCAUGGUUGACCUUCUUGGUCGUGCUGGGCGUCUGGAUGAAGCUGUGGAGCUGAUACAGAGCAUGCGCAUUCAACCAAGCCCUCAAGUUUGGGGCUCACUUCUUGGAGCUUGCAGAAUUCAUGGCCAUGUUGAGUAUGCUGAGAUGGCAUGCUCUCAUCUCUUUGAUCUUGAGCCCCGAAAUGCUGGAAACUAUGUUCUCCUGGCAGAUAUUUAUGCCCGAGCUAAGUUGCAGAACCAAGUUGAUGUACUAAAGGAGUUACUUGAGGAGCAUGCACUGGAGAAGGUGCCAGGCUGUAGCUGGAUAGAGGUGAAGAAGAAGCUGUACUCAUUUGCUUCAGUUGACAAGAACCCACAGGUGGAGGAGCUGCAAGCAUUGAUUGGUGAGUUUGUGACACAGAUGAAAAACGAGGGCUAUGUCCCUGACACAGGAUCAGUUCUGUAUGAUAUUGAAGAAGAGGAGAAGGAGAGGAUUUUGCUUGGCCACAGUGAGAAGUUGGCUGUUGCUUUCGGGCUUAUCAACACGGGCAGUGGAGAGGUUAUCAGGAUCACAAAGAACCUCAGGCUUUGUGAGGACUGUCAUUCAGUCACCAAGUUCAUCUCCAAAUUCACAAAUCGGGAGAUUGUUGUGAGGGACGUGAAUCGAUUUCACCACUUCAGGGAUGGAGUUUGCUCGUGCAGGGAUUACUGGUGAAGAUGCUGCAAACUCGUUUUAGUUACCUUUACUGAUUAUACUGGAUGAUAACUGAAGUAGGAGCUGUUGUUCCUUCAAACCAUUAUGUACAGCCUAACAUAUUUCAUUAGACUAGGCGUGGUUAUAGCUUUUCAGGAGGGGCCUCAAUCGAUUACCGAGUCUGGAGAAAAGUGGGAACUCAUACCUGACAAACAAUUUUGACACGCUUGUGAUGAUGCCCCAUGUUUAAAUGUAAAGAGAUCGAACUCGAGACAAGAAUGAGAAUCAAUGAUUAAUUGCUUUGUUGAUUUUGUUUGA
Molecule: messenger RNA, 2859 nt
Organism: Sorghum bicolor (sorghum)
Lineage: Eukaryota; Viridiplantae; Streptophyta; Magnoliopsida; Poales; Poaceae
Product: pentatricopeptide repeat-containing protein At3g46790, chloroplastic
Exons: 1
Coding region: 274-2562 (762 amino acids)
Biological process (GO): RNA modification
Molecular function (GO): protein binding; RNA binding; zinc ion binding
Source: RefSeq, a predicted model, not a curated record